Molecule: messenger RNA, 1288 nt
Organism: Pelagomonas calceolata
Lineage: Eukaryota; Pelagophyceae; Pelagomonadales; Pelagomonadaceae
Source: the annotation of a GenBank genome assembly
AACAUCCUUCCGCGAGCAGCCCGCUGCGUUGCAACUUUAUACAGGGGCCCUCCAGCACCCAUCGCUCAUUGUUGCCCGCCCGCGGGCGCCCCAGGCAGCGUCUUCACAUAUUAAGCUGCCUGCAAUCAUGCUCCCCAGCGUCGCUGAGGGUCGUGCGCGCGCGGGCCUCGCUGCCUGACGCAUCUUGUGACCGCGGGACUGCCUCGGCAGCCCAACCCCGCGGCUUUAUUGAAAUGUAUUCGCCCGCGCGGUCGGCGGUGAGCGUCGAGUCCGAGGACGGCUGGGUGGUCUGGUUCGCCGCCGAGGCGCCCGACGGCCGGCCGCGGCGCGCGCGGCCGCCGCGCGCGCCGGCACCUCCCCUGAAGGUGCCGAAGCCACCUGCAUCUAAUGAUGGCAUGGGCCAGACCCUGGGCGAGCUCGCGGCGGCGCUCGCCGACGCGCUCGGGCGGCGCGACGCCGCGCUGUCUGAAAGAGACGCGGCAGUAGCCGAGCGCGACGCCGCCGUCGCCGCGCUUGCUGCUGCGAAGAAGCCCGCUAAUGGCCACGCUCCUACAAAAAGACGGUCCCCGGCCAAGACGCCGCCGCGGUCCCAGAAGUCUUCAAAGCCUUCGCCGGCGGCCGUGUCGCGCAGCCCGGCCUCGUCCAAAGCGCGGUCACCGCCGAAGCGCGCGCCGCCGCCGCGGCCGCCGCCGUCGCCCGUGCCGUCGUCGCGGUCGUCGGCGCGGCCCGCGCGGCUGCGCGACGAGGCGCGCCAGCUCGCCGAACUCGUGCAGGCGACGGCGACGGUCGUCGAAAAGCGCCGGACGCUCGCGACCGCGCGCCUCGAGGCCGCGCGGGCCAAGCGGCCGGCGUCGCCGGCGUGGCGCGGGCCGUCGCCGUCGCCGACGCGGCCGCCUUUGGACCGGACGCGGCUCGCAUACGCGCCGUCGCCGCCGACGAAAAACCGACCAAAAACGCGCGGCCGGAGCCGCAAGGACGCCCAGCGCGCGGCGGCCGCGGCGCUCGACCGCGCGCGGUCGGUCUUCAAGCGCGCGGGCUACACCGCUUCUGGUUGCGACUUCUCGCGGCUCUUCCCGCGCGGUAUAACCCUAGACGCGGACGAGUUCCGGUCCGCCGUGCGCCGGGUCCUCAAGGUCGCUCCGUCUACGCUGAGCGACGCCGACGUGCGCCGCGUCUUCCGUUCCGUCGAGUCCGAGGACGCCGUCGCGCUCGACGCGCUCCUGGCCUUCGUCGAGGCGUGACCGCCUCCAGCUGAUACUCUCGCGAUACAUAAUGACCUUUAUUUCUA